AUGCCUUUCAUUCUAAGGAUUCGCAAUGAUCUCGGUUACGAAGGCCUGCAUCUCUACAUCUGGCUGAUCACGCUCGUGUAUCAAGUCUUGAACAACGUCAUCAACGUCACCCGGAUCGUCGACUUCGAGUCUCUCCAGCGCACCUUGGCACAUUUAAACGAACGCUUGGAUUCCGCUUAUCAGCUCACCAAGGAGCAAAAGCGAGCUCUGCGAAAACUCGGUCAAGAUCUCAUUACAUCUCCGGGUCGUAUGGAGUACAUGGAGCUGUCAGCAGCAAUCGUGAGUCGUGUGAGGACCGACACAAACGCGUAUGGCUUUGAGAGUGUCAUCAACACGUCACCCGGUGACACUGCCAUGGUGGCAGAGGCUGCCGUUGCAGCAUCGACAGCUCAAAACCGUCUGCGUGCUAUGAAUGUCAACUCGAUGGAGGCCGGCAAGAAGCUCUCCCUCGAAGGCCUGACAUGUUUAAUCGCCAAGAAACUCAAGAAAGGAGGUGCCGCCAACGUUCGGGUGGAGCACCUCCUUCACUUUUAG
Molecule: messenger RNA, 534 nt
Organism: Coniophora puteana RWD-64-598 SS2
Lineage: Eukaryota; Fungi; Basidiomycota; Agaricomycetes; Boletales; Coniophoraceae
Exons: 5
Coding region: 1-534 (177 amino acids)
Source: RefSeq, a predicted model, not a curated record